UUCAUCAAAUUUUGAUACAAUAGUAAAUGACAUUAGUUUCCAAUUUUGUCAAAAAUAAAUGGGAAGAAAAACAACAUACCAUAAAUCUCAUUUAUCUUUGUGGAAAAAAGAAAUGUUAGGAAGUCAUUAAUCCGGUAACACUAUGGCAUGAAAAAUCAGCCCGCCGGAGCAAAAUGCUUCGCCGGUCGACGGCGAAACUCAUCAGCCAGGCUUCCCAGACACCGGCCAGACCCGAACCCGUUUUUCAGCUACUCCAAAAACACUUAAAAUCCAAAUCAAUCACGCUGUGCAAAGAAAUCCACGCCGCCCUACUCAAGUCCCCCUCCUACGAUCACCAAGUCCACGUAUCAAACACCCUAUUGAGUUUCUACUCGGAAUGUGGGGAUUUCUCCGCUGCCCGCAAGCUGUUCGACAAAAUGCCUCAAAAGGACGUGGUUACUUGGACUUCAAUGAUCUCCUCUUCAGUUCGCUAUGGGGAUCCUGAAAAAGCCCUGAAUUUAUUCAAAGAGAUGCUGCGAAAGAAUGAGAAUCCAAACCCGUAUACGUUUUCGACCAUAAUUCGAGCUUGUACUAGUUGUUCCUUGAUUGAAUUGGGGAAGCAAGUUCAUGGUUUGAUUCUCAAGUAUGGGCUUGCCAAGAAUGAGUACACUGGGAGUAGUCUUGUAGAUUUCUACAAAAAGGUUGGAGACAACUUAAGUGAUGCAUUUUGUGUUUUCAAUGGACUAUCAGAGAGGGAUCUUGUAAUAUGGAACAUCAUCAUAUCUGGGUUUGCCCAAUCAGGCGAUGUCAACAAGGUUUUGAGCCUGUUCGAGGAGAUGAGGAAGGCGGAUGGGUUGAUGCCAAAUGAUUUCACAUUAACCAGUUUGCUCAAAUGUUGCUUUUCCGGCAAAGACGUUGAGCAAGUUCAUUGCCUUGCUAUGAAAUCCGGAUUUGAUGGCGACAUUGUAGUGGGAAGUGCUUUGGUGGAUGUAUAUGGGAAAUGUGGAGAUUUAGGUUCUGGGGAAAAGGUGUUCGAGUCAAUGGAGGUUAAGGAUGCGUUUGCUUGGAGUUCAAUAGUGACCGGUCAUGUAAGAACCGGUUCGGAUACGCGCGCUAUAGUUUUGUUCAAAGGCAUGCUUUCGCAAGGCGUGAGACCCGAUCAGCAUAUACUAUCUAGCACCUUGAGAGCCUGUGCGGAGAUCGGCUUUCUUGAAACUGGAAUUCAAAUCCAUUCACAAACCAUCAAGAACGGUUAUCAAAGGGACUGUUUUGUCAACACUGGCCUCAUCAAUCUUUACGCAGGUGGGAACAGAAUAUCUGAGGUUGAAAAGCUGUUCAGAAGUAUGGAAAACAAAGAUAUUGUGGUUUGGAACACAAUGAUCAUGUGUUAUGCAGAAUUAGAGGAAGAAGGAGAUUCUUCUUCUUCUUCUUCUUCGUUAUGUGUCAGUCUGCUAAGAGAACUACUAAACCAAACCCCUUUGUUAUCUCCAAAUGAAGCAACUUUUGUUACUGUUAUGAACUCUUGCAAAACCGUUUUGGAUUCUCCCAUAGCAAUUCAGGUUCAUUGCUUGAUAACAAAAAACUUCGAAACAAACAGGACUUCCAUUGGGAAUGCACUCAUAAAAAUGUAUUCCAACUGCAAGAACAUAGAGUGUGCUCAUAAGGCCUUCAAUGACAUUGUCCAUAAAGACGAAAUCUCAUGGAGUUCACUCAUUGGAGCUUACCAACAGAACGGUUUCGGUUUUAUAGCUCUUCAAAUCUUCAAAGAAAUGCUAGAAAACGGCAUACCUCCAACGAAUUUCAGCCUUCCUUUAACCUUUGCUGCCUGUGGAAAGAUCUCAGCCGUUGAUAUAGGAAAACAGAUCCAUUCCCUUAUAUGCAAAUUAGGGUUCCACAGAGAUAUCUAUGUCAAGAGCUCGCUCAUUGACAUGUACGCGAAAUGCGGGUACAUGGAGGAUUCUGAGAUGGCAUUUGAGGAACAAGGAGAACCAAACGAGGUGUUCUUCAACUCGCUGAUCUCUGGUUUUGCAAAGGGUGGAAACGCCGUUAAAGCGGUUAAAUUGUUUCAAGAAAUGGUAAAGAUGAGAUUUUUACCCAACCCCGUCACCUUCCUGUCAGUUCUGUCAGCCUGCAGUCACGCAGGCAUGGUAGAAGAGAGUCUGCUCAUCUUCAAACUGAUGAAUGAGAGGUACGGUUUGGGACCCGAAAAAGAACACUACGGGUGUUUGAUUGAUGUUCUCGGUCGUGCGGGGAGACUGGAGGAAGCGUAUGAAGUGGUGGGUAGUGGCAAUGAGUGUGUUUUUGCAUGGAAGACAUUGUUGAAUGCAUGUAGGAGUUAUGAAGAUGUGAAGAUAGCAGAGAAGUGUGCAAGAAAAGUGUUGGAGAUUGACCCUAAAGAUCCUUCUCCAUACCUUGUUUUGUCUAACAUGUACUCUAGAGAGGGGAGAUGGGAAGAGGCUUCUAAGUUGAGGCAAAAAAUGAUGCAAAUUGGAAUGAAGAAGGAUCUUGGAAGCAGUUGGUUGAUGUAGAAUGACUGAAUGACUCUAACUGACCAUGGGCUUUUCCAACUGAUGGACUACUAAUGAGAUACACAAAAUCUAUGUUGCACGAAUUUUUUAACCAAGUGUUUUCCCUUCCCCAAAACGGCCCCUAUUUGGGCACUUCGG
This is a messenger RNA of Cuscuta campestris, 2645 nucleotides long. Lineage: Eukaryota; Viridiplantae; Streptophyta; Magnoliopsida; Solanales; Convolvulaceae. The record is from the annotation of a GenBank genome assembly.